Molecule: messenger RNA, 1857 nt
Organism: Parnassius mnemosyne (clouded apollo)
Lineage: Eukaryota; Metazoa; Arthropoda; Insecta; Lepidoptera; Papilionidae
Source: the annotation of a GenBank genome assembly
CAACGCCCGCACAAACGAUAUUGGUCAUUGUAGCGUUAGAGCACGUUGUCCUCGUUAUAGUGCUAGCGCUUCGUAUCGCGAUACCCGAAAUACCGGCCUGGCUUGCAACAGAGAUGGCUAAAGUGGAGUUUCAGAGGAGAGAGGCCAUUAAAAAUGCUCACGCGCCACUUUUGGUAAGUUUGUGAAAUAUUUUCAUGCAUAAGUUAGAAAUAAAUGUCUUUCAAAUUAUUUACUCUCAUAAUUUAUAAAAAGACGCGUGUAGCGCGCAUUAGAGAAAGCAGUUCUUCUAUUAAAAUCAAGCUGCCGAAAAAGAUUAGUCAAUUUUUAUCAUCCGUCAAGUGUCAUAUUCCUCUACAAGAUGUAGGUGUGUAUAAGCUGGAUUGUGAAUGUGGUCUCUCGUACAUAGGACAAACAAAAAGAUCUAUAAAAUUCUGCCUAAAAGAACAUAUAGCUGACUUGAAGCACCGACGUUCCGGGAAGUCUGCAAUCUGUGAACAUGUUCAAGAUCGUCCCCGCCAUUACAUUAGAUGUGAUAGACCACAAAUCAUCACAACAGGAUUAUUUGCAAGGCUAUUGAAAUUUAAAAAAAAAACACCCUAAUUUCAAUAGAGAAGUUAGAUAGGUGCUGCUGUGAUUAAUAAAAUUAAAUCCAAACCCAAGCAUACCACGGCAAGACUUCAAGAUAUUAUAAGCUCAUUGUGCGUAGAUCAAUUCGUGAACCAGUACGGACUGGAAAUAGCAAAUAAAAUUCGCCGAUUAGAAGAUCCCAUGACUAAGCGCGCAAGAUAUAUAACAUGUUUAAAGGAGAUGAACUUGUUCCAUACAAGCUUGGGCCCGGGGUGAACAAAGUUAAAAUAAAUCUUAUUUUGAAGAUUUAAACAUUUGCUAUUUCAUUCAAAAAUCAUAUUUUUGUAUGGCCCGGGGAUUUGUUUUUAUUUUAUGUUUUAUUAUUUUUAGGUUAUGUAAUAAAAUCACUCGUUCCUGUGAUAUGUUGUUUAAAUAAAUCGAAAAGGACAGAAAAUAAUGCAGUUUUGUAGUUAAUAUGAAAAUAAAGCAUUAUAAAUUAACCUUUUUUAAUUUUUUAAUUAUAUUCUGCAAUUAUUAAUAAAAUAUCAUCUAGAAAAGCAGCCGUAGGCUGUAACUUAUCUGUUCUAUUCUUCAAAAAACCAAAGUACCACAUUAUUGUCACUAUCUGGGCGCAACAAUCUACUGUCCUGUAAUGCGAGAGAAAUGUCAAAAAUCAAGUUUUCAAGAAAAAUAAAAACACGAAAUAUACUAUCCACAAAUACAACCACAAUAUCAAAUGCGAAUGAAAAGUUGAAACUCGAAGUUAUAAAGUUAAAUCUUCUUCGGAACAGGCAAUGACCAACGACCAUACAGCCUAUUCAAUCGUAUCAGAUAUUAUUCAAAUAUGUUUUUAGUUAAAUAAAAUGGUAUAUUCAAUUGAUUUCUUGAAUUUAGUAAUAAUCUCUAGAGAUUCGCAUAAAUAUUUUAAUAUUAUGAUUUCUUUGAUAAUGAAGACUUAUUUUAAAAAAAAAUAGCCUUCAUUAUCGAAUGCCAUAGACAUUAAAUACAGAAAUAUAUUUAAAGAUGUUUUGUUUUUGCUAUGGUAAAAGCGUUAGUUUUCGUUUUUUAGUUUUAAAAAAUGGUAUUAUGAAUGUCCCAUGAAUUACAGAAAUAAAAACCUUUUAAUUAUGCUUAUAAUCUAUCGUCUAAUUACCUUCAUAUUUUUUUAUAACUUACGAACGAUGUCAAGCACCCAAUUUCAUACAUCUCCUUUCUUGAAGAUAUGCAGAUAUCAUAAUCACAUUCCUGCGUGUGUCAAAAUAUCAAUAAAAAAGAACAUUCAAGGAAGCU